Messenger RNA from Rhincodon typus (whale shark), 7132 nucleotides. RefSeq names its product laminin subunit gamma-1-like. The record is from RefSeq and is a predicted model, not a curated record. Gene Ontology annotation, molecular function: extracellular matrix structural constituent. NCBI's taxonomy places the organism in Eukaryota, Metazoa, Chordata, Chondrichthyes, Orectolobiformes, Rhincodontidae. Bases 192 to 3764 code for a protein of 1190 amino acids. The transcript has 23 exons.
GCUCUUGUUAAUGUCUGAUUCACAUUGGUUGCCUUUGGAUUGCUUGCAGCAGAUUCUUAGAUGUGUCAGAAUUAGUCAAGCAGAGAAGUAAUAUAAGUUGACAGUCUAAACACUUUCAGAGUCUACCUUCCCUCUCCUGCAAUAAACGUCGACUAUUAACUUGCUGCAGAGAUUGAAGCUUUUCGUUAACGAUGAAUACGUUUUUCUCAAGAGCACUGGUUGGUUACAGCUUUAUUAUUAUUGCAUCCUCAGUGUCUGGCACCUACGUUUGGAAUGGUAACAGAUAUGUAGAAUGCAACUGUAAUCGCAGGGCUUAUCGUUGUGAGUGGGAUCCUAUACUAUACCAACAAACUGGAAGUGGUACACGCUGCUUGAACUGUGUCGGCAAUACGGAGGGAGUACACUGUGAGAAAUGUAAGGAAAAUCACUACCCUCUGAGAACAGGAGGACAGUGUCAGCCUUGCAGAUGCAACCCUCUAGGUUCAACUGGUAGUAGUUGUGAUGAGUAUGGUCGAUGUAGGUGUAAACCUGAAGGUGUAAUUGGAGACAAAUGUGAUAAAUGCCAGCCUGGCUUUUAUUCAUUAUCCAGCACUGGUUGCAAACGAUGUACAUGUAAUAUGGCUGGUGUUACUGAGAUCUGUGAUGUUGAAACAGGAAGAUGCACUUGUAAAUAUAAUGUGGAAGGGACAAAUUGUAACCGGUGCAAGUCAGGUUAUUACAACCUCCAUCCAGAUAACCCCAUGGGGUGCUCAGCAUGUUUCUGCUUUGGGCAUUCGUCAGUCUGCAAGGUGGAAGAUGGUUACAGGAAGGCUUGCAUCACCUCUACCUUUGAUACAGAUUAUGAAGGAUGGAAAGCACAGCACCGGAGGAGCGGCGAUCUUCCAUUGAUGAGGUCAUCAUCAUCACGUGACAUUAUUGUUGAAGCCAAAGAUGAAUACCCAAUAUUCUUUGUUGCUCCAGCCAAGUUCCUGGGAAAUCAAGUGCUGAGCUACGGACAGAACCUUUCCUUCACAUUCUAUGUGGAAAGCAAUAGUGCCUACCCAUCAGUAGAAGAUCUCAUCCUGGAAGGAGAUGGUCAGACACUGACUACUCAAGUGAAUGCACAAAAUAAUCCAAUCCCAUGUACGAAAAAGCAGACAUACAACUACAGACUCCAUGAAGGUUUGGAGUAUGGAUGGAAACCAUUUUUAACUUCCUUUGACUUCCAGCGGGUGCUCAGCAACCUCAAGGCCAUCAAAAUCCGUGGUUCAUAUAACAGGCAAAGUGCUGGACACAUCGAUAACGUGUCUCUCCAGACAGCCCGACCUGGUGCUGGAAGUCCUGCUCAGUGGGUGGAGAAAUGUACAUGUCCAACAGGGUAUGAGGGACGAUUCUGUGAGAAAUGUGCAAGAGGCUUCACAAGGCAAAGACGCAAACUUGGAAGUUUUAGCAAGUGUGUGCCAUGUGCCUGUCAAGGCUCUAGUGGCACCUGUGACCCAGAAACUGGUUCCUGCUUCUCCAAUGACCCUCCCAGGAAUUGCCCACAUGGUUAUUAUCCUGAUUCUACUGAACCAAGAGGCUGUAGGAUUUGUCCUUGUCCAAGAGGUGCAGGGUGCACUGUGACACCGGGAACAACAGAGGUGGUGUGUGUGGGCUGUCCAGCAAAAACAAUGGGUAACCGGUGUGAAAUGUGUGAGGAGGGAUACUUUGGUAACCCACAGGCAGGUAGAUCCUGUCAACCUUGUCAAUGUAACAACAAUGUGGAUUCCAAUUCAGUUAGUAAUUGUGAUCGGUGGACUGGGGAAUGUCGAGGAUGUCUGUACAACACUGCAGGACAUCACUGUGAGAGAUGCAAAGAUGGCUUUUAUGGAAAUGCACUUGCCUCCAAUCCUGCUGAAAAGUGCAAACCUUGUAACUGUGACCCAAGCAGUUCUUGGUCCUUACAGUGCAGGGAUGAUGGAACAUGUGAUUGCAAGUCAGGAGUCUUUGGAGCUAAGUGUAACCAGUGUGCAGGGGAUACCUAUUACAAUAGCACCACAGGCUGCCAGGAGUGCCCAAGCUGCUAUCAAGCAGUAAAAAGCAAGGUAAUGAAACACAAGAAUGUGGUUAGAGAUCUGGAAAUACUAAUUUCAAAAGUGAAGACAAAUGGGAACCCAUCAAAUGACAAGGACUUUGAUGAAAGAUUGAGGAAAGCAUCAGUGGUCCUCAACAGAAUGAUGACUGAUGCUGAAAAAACAGAAAUGGAUGACGAAAACAAUCUUGACCAAUUGAAAAAUCUGAACAAGAAGUUGGGUGUUGAGACAAGUCGCCUGAACAAUAUAGGGAAAUCUGUUGAUGAGACUCGGAGGUUGACAGUAUUGUAUGAAGAUCGCAUUCGGAAUACAGAGAAGUUGCUCAGCAACGUCAGGAUAAAGAUCCAGGAAAGCAGGACAGAACUGAACCGAAUGCCGUCUUUACCUACGGGUCCUGUUGGAGGCCACAACCUGGUGGGUCUAGCAGAUGAGGCACGAAGACUAGCAGAUAAGCAUGUAAGAGAGGCAGAUGACAUAGAACAGUUCAGCAAAACUGCCAACCAGUCAGCGUUUGAAGCCCUUGAAUUAAUUACCCAAGUAAUCAAAGAUGAUCAGAAAACCAUGGAGUCCAUCAACCUGCUAAAUCAGCAGUCUAAACAAAUCAGUGACCUGGCAGAUGAACUAGAUGAACAAGCAAACAGAAUAACCGCAAAAGCGCAGAAAGUUAGUGAGAGGGCUCAGCGGAUUUACAAUGAACUGAACAACCUCCCUACAAUUGAUAUAGAUGUCCUUGAGGCUGAAGCAAAUGAACUCCAACUCAAAGAAAGUGCCAUCGGUCUUGAGCUGAAUGGAAAACUUGAAUUGUACGAAAGAUUGAAGAAUAAUGUGAUGGACUUCCAGAGAGACGUCAGGAAAAUUUUAGACAAUGGAGAAAUAGAGCAAAGGGCUGCUGACUUGUUACAUGCCAGAGCGAAUGCUGCUAAAUACCUGGCUGAAGAUGCUGUUAAAAAGGGCACAUCCGCAUUGGAGCAAUUUGAUCGUAUCUUAGCUAACUUAAGAGAUUUUAACACAAGAGUGAUCAGCAAUAAAACAGCUGCUGAAAAUGCUUUGAAUAAAAUACCUGAUAUCAUCAAGACCAUUGAUGGUGCCAAUGCGAAAACUAACCAGGCUGAGAAUCAACUGGGAAAUGCAGGAACAACUGCCAAUGAGGCAAAGAGGAAAGCAAGCGAAGCAAAUGUUAUUGCUGCUGAUGUUCUGAAGAGGGCUAUGAAAUCUUUAGAUGACACAGAUAAGACACUAACUGAUGUUGGACUACUGGAUGGAGAUGUGCAAGAUGUGUUUGAGCAGCUAGGACGUGUGCAGACAGACAUGGAGAACAAACAGAGAUCAGUGCAUGGAGAUACCGCGAUGGCAGAGAUGAUCACAGCCAAUGUAAACGAUGCGACCAUGAAUGUAGCAAGUACACAGGGUUCCAUUAAAAAAACAAUGGAUUUGAUAAGCAACCUACUGCUUUCUAUGGGUAAUGCAGCUGAGAUUGAUGCUACUAAGUUACAACGUAUAGAAAAUUCUUUGCAAAUCUCUAAAGACCAAUUGACCAAUGAACUUCAAUUGAAGCAACAAGAAUUGCAGGAAGCUGCCAGAGAACAAAGAGAAUCAAUAGCAGCUUAUGAUCAAGAUAUUGAGGACAUCCGUGGAGCUAUUAAAAACCUAGAAAACAUUAGAGACACUUUACCUCUUGGAUGCUUCAACACUGCAGCCUAUGAAAGGCCCUAAGUGCUUGACACCUUUUGACAGAAGUUGUACUGCUAAAACUAAUUGUGAAAAAUUUCUGUUUUAAGAAAAAAACCUCAGCAAAAGACAUUCUAUGCAAUACUUUAUCAGCAUCAAACAGACAGAUAAAAUGUGAACACAGUAACAGCUUUUGCAAAAAUAAUUACUUUUAAGUUGGUACUUGAUUGAAUUAGAUGCAAAUUUCACCACGUCCUUUCCAUUACUUAUUCUGUGUCACAUGCGUUGCACUAUUGCUGUAGUGCUAGCUUUAAUUAUUCCCACUUACGUCUAACUAGGUUGCAGUAAAAAGAAAAUAAUUUAUUUUUUUCAUAAAUAAAGUCAGUUUUUAGAAACUGGACCAGAUAUUCAUGAUCAAUUUUUCAUAUAUACAAAAUCCUGCAGCAUUGCAAGUUAUAGUUUACUGUUGCUGAGUCUACAAUGUAUGAAGGCAAUACAAAGCAGUAUUGCUUGUUUCAGUGCCAUACUGUGCAUUUAUUCUGACACUAUCAUUAAUGUUUGAAAUCCACCCCUUUCAACAGUAGCAGAAAGUCAAUAUGUUGCUUGAAAUGCGGUAUGGAUCUUUUAGUGGCCUAUGGAUCAUUUGUACAGAAUUGGCUGCUCUGCUGGCUGCUGUUAUUGUGAUGUCUGUGUGAACUGUAAGAGUAACCAGUACUAAAAACUGAUUUAACAAAGACAAACAAAUAACUCUUAGAAAACUACUGUACUUGUAUUGGAUGCCAGCUAGACUAGUUGGGAUGCAGUGAGGAGGGGGAAGGAGAAGGAAGAGAAAUCAGCCAAGGUUUUCUUUCCUGAUUGCUACCUAUUUACAGAUUUGUUUUAUUCUUUAUGAGAUGUAGAUGCUGCUGUCAAAGCCAACAUCUGCUGCCUCAUGCCAUUGCCCCAUGGGUCCCUGUCCACACUAACACGUGGAAUUGUAGCCACCCUAAGUGAAUUACAGGAAAUCUACUGGUUCCUGGGGAGUUGCUGCCAAAUGAAAUUCAGCCAGAAAGCAACAUUGGAGUUAGGUUGAGAAAAUGCAAGAAAGGAAAUUUGGGGAAAACUUUUUGCCCUACAUGGGCGUAUUUAUUUAAAUUUCACUGUUUAAACCUCGUGUAGACUGACUGCUUUAAUCUUUAUCCAAAAGGUUUGUUUUUUUCUUAAAUUUGUGAAAUCAAAUAAAAACUAACCAAUCAUUGAAAGGCAGCAUUUUAAGCACAUGAAUCUCAGCUGGUAUACUUCCUCAAGCAUCCUUCUGAGAUCUUAAACCUCCAAUGCCAAAGAUAGAUUGGGUGACAUGUUUACUUUUGCAUUUCAUUCACUGCUCUAGUUUUUCCCUUUUCUUUUUCUUCUUCCUUUGAAAGCAAAGAAACAGUUCACUUUCGUCUCCUGCAGAUUAUAUGGGAUUGCAUGCUGUGCAACAUGAACUCCAACCUAAUUUAUUAAAAAACAUCAAGCAAGGUUAUAUGGUGGGAACUAAAAGGAAUGAAUGCUUUAUUUCGAUAGUGAGAUGAAACAUAAAUUAUAGACAUGGAAACUCAGACUGACACUAACCAAAAGCUAGUAUAUCAUCUAUAACUCAUGCAGGUUUUAUGUACCCAGGGUUGAUUUCACCUGACUUCAUUAUGGGCACUCAACAAUCCUUGGCCUGGAGUUGACCUAACUCCCCCUGAUUCCUGUUCGGACCAGACUACCCCUGGCCCUGAAUCCCAUGCCAGACACCCCAUGGAUAGCAAAGUCUCCUCACUGAACUCAAACAACACAUCCCUGCCCAAUAGCUCCCCUUGUACCUAGCAUUCCUCCCAGCUUAAACCGACCUGGCUCCAACUCCUCCAGGUUCCCGAGACAACUCUCCAGGUGGACCCCUCUGUUUGUCCCAAAUUCAACCCCAUGACUGGCACCCCAAAUAGACACUAAGCACUAGCCACUUGCCUGUCACUCAAACCUCUCACCUACCUGCCACCUACUCCCCAUCCACCUUCCACCUUACCCCUCAACUACCUGGCACCCUAAUUCCUCAUUCACUUGGCACCCUAACCCUUCACUGACUGGGCAUGGCCCCUGUCCCUCACUUCUCUUACACAGAAAUGUUGCUCUCCUUGCUGCAGACGUGUGUUUGUCACAAUUAUGGAAGCCGAGUGAUCCGGACACUGAAGUGACAUGCCACACUGACAUAAGGCGAGAUGCACACGCUGUUGACUGAGGAUUACUGAACAGCACGGCCACUGUCUGAUUGUCUGACUGUGCCCUUUGGGGCAGUGCAAGGCAUGGCAAGGCAGUGCAAAGCAUGCAUGCUGCUGGCAUGCCAGUGAAACCAAGUGAGUGUGUGCUGUGAGUGCAAAGGAACAGCCCUGGGAGACAGCCUGGCAAAAUCUGUGAAAUGGGUUCCUUUCCCUGUGCAGUUACUACCCAAUGUAGCCAAAGACUGUUGGACAGUUUUGUGCCCUCCUAGACCAGUCUGCUAUUGCACAGUGCAGUGCCAGUAAUUUGGAGGAUGCCUGGGUUGUGGCAACACCUCCCUCAAAGUGGAGUGCCAAUGUCCAUAAUUGGAGGGUACAUGCUGCCGGUGCUGGUGGAUCAAAUGGCAGGUUGAUCCCACUGAGAACCGGCUGUGGUUUCUAUGUCGAGUUUAUCGAUGGCGAGUUUGUUUCACGAAUUUAGCAAGAUUGUCACCGAUGGUGAAUGGAACUGUUAACAAGCUAUUCAGCAAGCAAUGAAGAACAUCAUUUGGGAACUCACUGCUCUGUAACGAGAGCCUGGUAAGAUUCCACUCCAAGUUUCCAAUCCUGAUUGGUGAAUGUAAGCCACUCAUUCUGCUUGGCUCCCCUCAAAUGCUGCCUGACCUGCUGAGGAUUUCCAACAUUUUCUGUUUUUAUUUCAUGUUGCCUGAUUUUAUACUAUUUAAUUAUUGAUUUGCUGAGAAGUAUCAGAUUUGCCGACAAUGACACUGAUAAUUGAACAUCGGCUGGCCAUUACUCAUAAUCUAAACUCAGGCUUAAAGAAUAGUCAUGUGGGCAAGACUGUGUGCAGGACUACCGACAAUAGAACUUUACACAGUCACAAGAACAUCACAAUAAGAAAUUAAUGAGAAAAAGUGGUGACCAUGGUGAUCCCUGGGGAAGUAAAUUUUAUUACUAGCUGUAUAAAAAAAACCUGUAAUAUCCUGAUAUUUAAGAACAAUUUCAAUGACUGUGUACCCACUUUAUUCUUUCAUAAUUUCACAAGCUGUCACUGAGGUUCAGGAGCACAGACUGCAAAACAAAAGUCUCAUAUGGGUUAUUUAUUGUCUUUGACAUUUUUACGUGCUUCGUGUAGGAUUUUUUUGUUCUUUGUUCAGUUACAGUUGCGCAAUAAACUAUCACAUUGCACUUUAA